UCGCUUUUAAUUUAUUUCUAACUGACUGCGGUUCGCUUCAACACACGCUGACGCAGAGAGUGCGGUACAAAAGUAGAUAAAGGUUUGCAUGUCCCUUUUUUUUUCAAUAUUAAUAUUGAAUAAAAUCCACCUGCUAGUUUAGAUUUACUUAAGACAUUGCUCGCGUUUAUUAUCUCUGUACGUCUAUCUCUCUGUCUCAGUUCGUUUCAGUCGCGUUCAUUUCUCCCGCAUAAGAAAAUUCAAUUUAUUAUCAUUAAGUUUGUUAUCCAGUUCGAGCGAAGUGACGAGACGCGAGCACAAACGAAAUAAUUCUCAAUUCGUAACGCAACGGAGGAGAGAAAUUAAAGAAACGAACAAAACUUUAUUAAUAUUAUCUGCAUGGGGAAGAAGUUCGGAGUUUUGGUGACUGGACUGGAUGCAUCUUGAUGCCGCACGUCCUCCUACUUUGUAUUAUAAUGUAAAUUCUUCAGGAGAUUUAAGCGACGACAGUGAUUUAAAUGUGAAAUGCAAGUUAAUCUUCUCAGUGUUCCACCAGAAUUUGUGUGUUGAAAAUGUACGUGCAAGACGAAAAAAAUAAGCAUAAUGAUUUUUUAGAAUAUGAUUGUGUGUGUGUCCUGUGCAUAUCUUCUUUAAUUGUUCUCCAAGGUUUAAGCAAUUAAAGGAAUUGACUCUCUGUCUCCGACAAACAUAUCGAAAACAAUAGCGCACCUAAAACUGUAAAAUAUCGUUAAUCUUUCAUAUCCAGGCAAUUAACAAGUAAUUAAUCAAUUGAUUUUGCUUUUCAAGCAAACGAUGAAUCCGAAAUACUUAUUUUUCAUCGUGAACUUUGUGGUUUCGAUGCACGGAAUCAUGGGCGACCGAUGCAGAAACGAACCGUCGUGCAAAGUGCAGAAAGUCCACGGGAUGAAGAGUGCUGAUUGCUACAAAUUGGAUCUGAAGCAUAUACCGAAAUGUCUGACCGAAGACGCGGAGAUCAUCGACCUGAGUUACAAUAGAAUACGUGAAAUUAAAUCUGACGAUUUGCGCAAAUUCAAGUACCUGAAGUUCCUCUACCUCGCCGAAAACAUGAUCACGAACAUCGAGAGCGAAUCUUUAGCGGAUAAAACCAAUCUGCAAGCUUUGGAUCUGUCCUACAAUGCGUUUUCGCAGACGUUGCCCGAAGUCAUCUUCCAUUUGCCGUCACUGAAAAACCUGUACCUCAGCCAGAAUCAAAACAUAAACAUCAUCGACAUAAUACACGCCGCGACUCCAAUAACCAGCCCUCUUGUCUUAUUAGACAUAUCGCAUAACAAGUACUCGGAUAUACAAACCCUUCCCAAUUUAGGAAUUGUCCCGACGUUGCUCGUUUACAAUGUCUCCGGCAUGGACUUCACAAUGACUUUCGCGGAUGUUGCCGGACUUUGUAACUUGCAUUCUUUCGUGCUCGACAAUUCGACGGUGUACUUUGAAGAUCCAUGCGAUUGUUGGACAAUGGGAAAAUGGUUAAAGGAUCGAAACGUCAACUUUAUACCUUUCGAUUGUAAACGGAGCGUCGAGGAUGAGUGUAGUUUUGAAAUACCGCAGAUGGCUGAGGAAGUUUUCAGCGCGUGCAAGCAGCAGCACGCCGAACAGAUCUUCCAAGAGAAGUUGAACACAACACUGAUUGUUGUUGGAUCUAUAUUGUGUAUAGUCUUCUUGAGUCUGUUGAUAAUAAUUUAUCGCAUACGGAAGAAUCGCAUUCGGCGACGAGAGAUCAAGCGAAGAAAUUUCAUCUAAAUUCAGAAAAGCACAAAUUUAGUUUAUAGAAUCGCUUAUACUCUCUCUAUAUAUAUAUUCAUACAUUAAGUCUUCGCUAUAUAGUCUUGAAUAAUCGAAUAAUAUUAUACGAGUGUGCUUGUUUGGAAAGAGCUCUAUUGUGAUCAUAAGUUACAA
Molecule: messenger RNA, 1911 nt
Organism: Nicrophorus vespilloides
Lineage: Eukaryota; Metazoa; Arthropoda; Insecta; Coleoptera; Silphidae
Gene: Lapsyn
Exons: 3
Coding region: 793-1755 (320 amino acids)
Cellular component (GO): extracellular matrix
Molecular function (GO): protein binding
Source: RefSeq, a predicted model, not a curated record